Messenger RNA from Onychomys torridus (southern grasshopper mouse), 2717 nucleotides. It is a transcript of the gene Gpr176, whose product is annotated as G protein-coupled receptor 176. The transcript is spliced from 3 exons. Gene Ontology annotation, molecular function: G protein-coupled receptor activity. Gene Ontology annotation, biological process: G protein-coupled receptor signaling pathway. Lineage: Eukaryota; Metazoa; Chordata; Mammalia; Rodentia; Cricetidae. Gene Ontology annotation, cellular component: plasma membrane. The record is from RefSeq and is a predicted model, not a curated record. Bases 792 to 2336 code for a protein of 514 amino acids.
CCGGGCGAGCCGUGCUUCUGCCCCGCUAGGGGCGUCCUCGCAGGUCCCCGGCGAGGUCACGACAAUCUGUCCCAGCCACGAACCGACCCGGGGCCGUGAGGCCAAGGGUCGGGGCGGCGUGGGGAGGCCAAGGGGCUGCAGAGCUGGUUCCGGGGGGUCCAGGCAGCCUUGGGGAGGCGGGAGAUCGCAGCCCCGCAACCCGGACUGACCGUCCUGGAGUCCUGGCGCCCAGCCGAGUGUGCGGGGCCAGGCUGUGGACCCUCAGGGUCUCCUGCCCAAGCCUUGGCUGCCCCCGGGGUCUCGCCCUCACCCUCCCAGCUCCGAUCACUAAGCUGGGGCAUUUCUUGGGGUUUGCACCACCCUAGCCUCGAAGCCAGUAGCACUGAAAUAUAGAUUCGGCCAAGGGUUCCUUCCCUAGAUAGGGAGAGGGGGGCAGAGCGUGCGUGGGUCCUCCGCCGCCACCGAGGUCUCUGCAGGGUGGGCUUGGCCGCGGUGCCCCCCCACUUCUCGGGAGGAGGGCCCAGCGAUGCGCUGUGACCGUGCCGCCUCCAUGUGGCUGCUGACGGGCCCAGGGGGGGAGCAGGCAUGGGGCGCGGCCGCGCCUCCCUCCCACCCCUCCUCGCGGACUGCUGGCUAGGCUAUGAGCAGACGUGAGGGGCCAGCCUCCGGCCCGGCUCUGCAGGACGCUGCUCGGCACCCGCGCGUCGCUCCCUCCACGCCCGGGGCCAGGAGCGGCUGUGCGCGGGGGGCUCCCGAGGCCCGGCGGGCGAGCGCAAGCCCCCGGCUUCGCUAUGGGGCACAACAACAGCUGGGUGUCACCGAACGCCAGCCACCCGCGCAACACGUCGGGUGCCGAGGCUGGCGCCAACCUCAGCGCGCUCGGGGAGCUGAGCGAGGCGCAGCUGUACCGCCAGUUCACAACCACCGCGCAGGUAGUCAUCUUCAUCGGCUCGCUGCUCGGAAACUUCAUGGUGUUAUGGUCAACUUGCCGCACAACCGUGUUCAAAUCUGUCACCAACAGGUUCAUUAAAAACCUGGCCUGCUCUGGGAUUUGUGCCAGCCUGGUCUGCGUGCCCUUCGACAUCAUCCUCAGCACCAGCCCUCACUGCUGCUGGUGGAUCUACACCAUGUUCUUCUGCAAGAUUGUCAAGUUCCUACACAAAGUCUUCUGCUCUGUGACCAUCCUCACUUUCCCUGCCAUUGCCCUGGACAGGUACUAUUCAGUCCUCUAUCCUCUGGAGAGAAAAAUAUCUGAUGCCAAGUCUCGGGAGCUAGUGAUGUACAUCUGGGCUCAUGCAGUGGUGGCCAGUGUCCCUGUGUUUGCCGUGACCAAUGUCGCCGACAUCUAUGCCAUGUCCACCUGCACGGAAGUCUGGAGCAACUCCUUGGGCCACCUGGUGUAUGUUCUGAUCUACAAUGUCACCACGGUCAUUGUGCCUGUGGCUGUGGUAUUCCUCUUCCUAAUCCUGAUCCGGAGGGCUCUGAGUGCCAGCCAGAAGAAGAAAGUCAUCAUUGCUGCACUGAGGACCCCACAGAACACCAUCUCCAUCCCCUAUGCCUCCCAGCGGGAGGCUGAGCUACAUGCCACCCUGCUCUCCAUGGUGACAGUUUUCAUCCUCUGCAGCGUUCCCUAUGCCACCCUGGUUGUCUACCAGACUGUGCUCAAUGUACCUAAUGCUUCCGUCUUCUUGCUUCUCACUGCCAUUUGGCUGCCCAAAGUCUCUCUGUUGGCCAACCCUGUGCUCUUCCUAACGGUGAACAAAUCCGUCCGCAAGUGCUUGGUAGGGACCCUGGUGCAGCUGCACCACCGGUACAGUCGCCGAAACGUGGUCAGUACUGGGAGUGGGGUGGCUGAGGCCAGCCUGGAGCCCAGCAUGCGUUCUGGUAGCCAGCUCUUGGAGAUGUUCCACAUCGGGCAGCAGCAGAUCUUUAAGCCCUCAGAGGAUGAGGAAGAGAGUGAGGCCAAGUGUCUUGGCUCAGCUGAUUUCCAGGCCAAGGAAGUACUCACCUCCUGCCCAGAGGGAGAUCAGGAGCCAGAGCUUGCCCCCUCUGUACCACCUCCAGGCACAGUGGACUCUACAUCUCAGGUGGCCCCGGUAGCCCCUGUGGAACAUGGGAUAUUCCCGGAUAAAUAUUCUCUGCAGUUUGGCUUUGGGCCUUUCGAGUUGCCCCCUCAGUGGCUCUCUGAGACCCGAAAUAGCAAGAAGAGGCUGCUUCCCCCACUGGGCAAUACCCCAGAAGAGCUGAUCCAGACAAAGGUGCCCAGGGUAGGCAGGGUGGAGCGGAAGAUGAGCCGAAACAAUAAAGUGAGCAUUUUCCCAAAGGUAGACUCCUAGCGAGGACUGUGAGUGCCUGGAAGCAACAGGGAGCUUGUGUAUUCCUGCUCUCCUGUACUCUGGCUGCAAGCCUCUGUGGGGUGAUUCCUCCUAUCUGGGCAAAAGGAAAGUUUACAUAAAAUCCAGUGUCCUCUUUAUUGAGGGAGUAUAUAUCUAAGUGAUCUGUUUCCUUAAUCAAACCCUCUGUAAGCUGGACAGUAUGGAACAGGUCUGGGGGUCCUUUAUGCAUAUUUUCUGGGGGGCUCCUCCUUUCCCUGUGCAUAGGAAAGAGCCCAAAGGGAGCAGGUACUCUGAGGAGGCCCAAGAUAAUUAUGGGCUGCAAUGGUCACAAAGGUAAAGUUGUUGUUGUUGUUGUUUUAAUUUUGUUUUGUUUUUUUUGAG